Messenger RNA from Dentiscutata heterogama, 351 nucleotides. The record is from the annotation of a GenBank genome assembly. NCBI's taxonomy places the organism in Eukaryota, Fungi, Glomeromycota, Glomeromycetes, Diversisporales, Gigasporaceae.
AUGGACAAAAUAGGUGUAAAACGUCGUCGCAAAUCAGAGAAAAUCGAAAAAAACUUUAAAAGUGUGGAUGCUGACGCUGGAGAAUCGAUGAAUAUUCAAAACUCUAUAAUGUCGGAUUUAUUGAGUGAAGCUGACAUUAGUAAUUCAGAAAAUAAAAAGAAACCUAAUAAGUCUGCAUGGACCACAGACCAAAGAAUGCAGUUAUUUGAAUCAAUUAUUAAACGAUUACCCACCCCUUUGGAUUGGAAAGAAAUUGCUGAAGAUGUUGACGGAAAAUCUCAUACACAAUGUUAUGAUCAGUGGCGAAAAAGAAUGUUAUCAGAUUUAAAGAAAUCUGUCGCUUCUGAGUGA